AUGACUUACAACAAUCCUGCUUUCCCGGUUUUCGUCUUGACAUUUGGAUCUUUUGUGCUACUCAUCCUGAUUACAUUUUCGGUGCCGUUCGUAUCGUCAUUCUAUUUCCUGCACUCCUCCAUCGCGGGGGGAGUCAGGUUCGGCCUCUGGGGCUGGUGUCUCGACGAUGACACGCUCUGCAUUAGCCCGGUAAAACUAGGCUUCGACUGGAACCCUCAGAUCGUCCAUGGGCUAACUUACCUUCUCGUAUUCUACCCUAUCUCGGCUAUCUUCGCAUUCUUCGCCACGCUUGCGCUGAUCCCGCUGCUCUGCACGCGCGCGAUACGGCUGCACAGUUUCCCUAUAUACUCAUUGCUCAUGGUCGCCGCAGCCUUCACGGCGUUUCUUGCGUUCAUCUGUAUGAUCGCAUUGUUCGUCAUUGCGAUGAACCGCUUUCACGCGGCAGGGUAUGCUGCACGCCUUGGUCCUGCGGUCUGGAUGUCGCUGGUGGCGACGAUCAUACUGAUAGUUAUGAGUUUUAACUCGGGGUGUGGCACGCUGCUGGGCGAGAGCUUUGCAGCGCGACCGUCGCGGUAUCCGUACGCGGAGUCUGUGGCAUAA
Molecule: messenger RNA, 600 nt
Organism: Gloeophyllum trabeum ATCC 11539
Lineage: Eukaryota; Fungi; Basidiomycota; Agaricomycetes; Gloeophyllales; Gloeophyllaceae
Exons: 5
Coding region: 1-600 (199 amino acids)
Cellular component (GO): cell division site; plasma membrane; growing cell tip
Source: RefSeq, a predicted model, not a curated record